AUGGCUAGUCUCAGCAAAUUAUUGGACUCUUCGACCCGUUUUGACCUCAGCACAUCAGUAUGGAUUAGGAAUGUGACGUUGGAGUCUGGUGUGAGGGGGCUCAGCGGCUUGAUAGUAUGGUUUUGGUCCAGUCGACGCAUCGAUAUCCCCUCCCCAUUCGCUGAAGUAGUAUCCCUGUCUUCCGCCGAGGAUAAGGAGCAGCUAAUGCCAUCAAGCGCGUCAGUCACCACCACAUCACGUCUGACAACGGCGUCACCGACAUCGACUUUGAUUGAAAGGGGGUAUGAGACCACGUUUGACUUUGUCAAGGGCGUGUAUGUGGAUAACGGAGGGAGGCAUAGUCGACGCGUGGUACGAGCCGGAAGUGUUCCGAGAGAUGUGAAAAGGCCCAAGGGCUGGUGGGAGGGCAUUCACUAUCGAUUCGUUAUUACAUACAAGCAUUCACCCGUACAUUCUACCACGGCUCUCGUCCAGACAGGAAUCCGAGAUUCUCACUACACUAUCACAUUCAUACUGUGGAACGCAUACCUAUUAUGGUGCUUACACGCACGGGAGGCUGGAGAAAAGAGCGAGAAUCAUGAAGGACAUCGUGCCCAAGGAUCAUCGAGUCCAUACUCACUGCUUCACCGACACCGCCGCAUCCGGCCGCAGUUUCCUGGAGUACUUCACAUCGAUGUGACAGGCGUCCUCUGCUACAGGCCAGGCCCUCUGCUACGCAGCAAACCUCAUCGCUGCCGAACAAUGCCGGCCACCGAUAAGCGGAUCCUGCUGGAGACCGACGCGUCGUCCUUGGUCCCGGCAAACGUGUAUGGCGCGUUAGAGCCUAAACAGUCGAGGUUUCCGUUUUCGCUGGAUGUAACAAGGGAAGGUGCCAGGACGGUGUAUGGGGUGUAA
Desarmillaria tabescens is the source of this 894-nucleotide messenger RNA. RefSeq lists its product as uncharacterized. The record is from RefSeq and is a predicted model, not a curated record. The transcript is spliced from 8 exons. NCBI's taxonomy places the organism in Eukaryota, Fungi, Basidiomycota, Agaricomycetes, Agaricales, Physalacriaceae. Bases 1 to 894 code for a protein of 297 amino acids.